CUUCGCGAGCGGGACGGUCGUCGCUUCGGAUUCGAAUUGGAAUCGGAAAUAGCGGUCUAGCGGAGAGCGGGCCUUUCUGCCUUUCUGUGUGCUUUUGAAAAAGUUUGUUUGAAAAAAGUGUAAAGAAAGCGGCGCCGCCGACGAGUGCGCGAGUGUGUGUGUGUGUGAGCCUCUGUGUUUUGUGUGUUUGCAAAUACAAAAGAAGCAGCCCCAAAGCAACAACAAAGUGUCGGCGGCUUUGGCGGUGGCAGCGCAGUAGCAGCGACGCGGCGGAGCAGUAGCAGCGCGGCGGCAGAGCGACGUCCAGUGCAUUUUGGUGCAAACUAAUUGUUGUUGUGAGAGCGAAUGUGUUUCAAUGAUGUUACUGCCUUCGGGGCGUUCGAAUAGUGAUGUCUAUCCGCUACAAAAUGCCGCCAACACAACAGCAACAUCGACCGGAGCAGGAGUAGCAGCCGGAGGAGCAGGGGGAGCCGGACCCGGAGGAGUACCAGCAGGAGGAGCCACUUCCAAGCCCAAGCCCUUGCUGCUGACAGGAACAUCAUCGCCUCAAUUGACAGCGCUGCCGACAACAAAUGGCUCCGUUGUCCACGCCACGCCCACCCGCUCCAACGGAUGUUCGCAGCCCCCAUCCACCUCCGCCUCCGCCCCCUCCGCCGGCAUGCCGGCGACACUGGCCACAACAAUGGCAGCCCCGUCUGCCGUCACCGGAGUGGAGUCGACGACCACGGAACUUGGAAUUGGCAAUGGCACUAGCUGCGGCAGCGGCCCCGUCAGCGGGAUCUAUGGGCCACUCCUGGGUCAAAGUCACGGGAGUGUCAUCGGCGGCGUGGCCGAAAAUUGGCCAGAAAUUGACGGGCACUUGGAGGCCAUACAGGAGAAGCUCAAGCCCGGUUGGAGCGUGCAUGUGGGCAAGGAGGGCAGGCUCUACUACUGCAAUCACAUGACGCAAUCCGCGGGCUGGCUGCCUGCCGUCGAGGAUUGGAGCAAGCAUGAAGAGCUCUCGUAUGGCUGGGAGCGUGCCAUAGACUCCAAGGGUCGGUCCUACUAUAUCAACCACCUCAACAAAACGACCACCUACGAGGCGCCCGAAUGCAUACGCUGGGAUGAGCAUCCUCCGGAGCCAAGACUUGUGCAACUCCAGAGGAAUGCCAGCUUGGGAUUCGGAUUCGUGGCCGGGAGUGAGCGCCCCGUGAUCGUGAGAUUCGUGACGGAGGGCGGUCCGAGUAUUGGGAAACUGCAGCCGGGCGAUCAGAUCCUGGCGGUCAACGGGGAGGAUGUCAAGGAUGCGCCACGGGACCAUGUCAUCCAGCUGGUUCGGGCCUGUGAGUCGCAGGUCAAUCUUCUCGUGUGCCAGCCCAUGGCGCACUGCGUCCUUCCGGGCCGCAAGUCCACACUCCUCUCCGCCGGAAAGCGAGCCAAGCUGCGAUCGCGUCCUAGUCGAGUUCGAUUCGCAGAGAGCGUCUGCGUCAACGGAGCCCCACUGUUUCCGCCCUCGGCCUUCUCCCUGGGCGACAUCUGUGUGCCCCCGAUGGCCAACGUGCUGAAGGUGUUCCUCGAGAACGGGCAGACCAAGUCCUUCAAGUACGACGCCACCACCACGGUGCAGGAUGUGGUCAGCUCGCUGCUGGACAAGCUCUGCCUCUGCUGCGGAGAGCUCUUCAGCCUGGUGCUGGAGCACGUGAAGAGCUUGAAGCGGAACAAGCUCACCCUCCUGGAUCCCCAGGAGUCGCUGGCCAGGAUUGCCGCUCGUCCUGGGGCGCACAAGCUGAGGUGCCUCUUCCGCAUCACCUUCGUUCCCAUUUCGGCCGCCGAGCUGGCGCAGCGGGAUCUGCACGCCCUGGACUACCUGUACUUGCAGUGCUGCAACGAUGUCAACCAGGAGAGAUUUGCCCCGGAGCUGCAGCCGGAACUGGCCCUCCGACUGGCCGCCCUCCACAUGCACCAGCACGCCCUGGCCAACAACUUUGCGCCCGCCAAGCUCACCGUCAAGCUGGUCGAACGCGAGUUCGGGCUGGAGCGCUUUGUCCCAGUCAGCCUGUUCGAGGGCAUGAAGCGGAAGGAACUGCGCCGGCUGAUUUCACACUUCCUGAAGCUCAACGCCGAGAUGACGGGCUCCUCCAGCAAGGUCCUCACACAGCUGCAGGCCAAACUCCAUUAUCUAGAUAUAAUCGCUAGCUUACCCAGCUAUGGAGCCAAAUGUUUCAGCACAAACCAAAGAGAGGGCGUCGAGCGCGUCCUGCUGGUGAGUCCGCGCUUCGGACUGAGCCAGAUAUCCAGUGCCCGCAAUUCGGUGCAGCCCCAACCUAUUUCCGCCAUCGAGGACUUCACCCACGUGGUGGUGAGCCGCGAGGACGACGUCACCUGCAGCGUAUCCAUAUUCAUGCUCGGGGAUCGAGCUGUGAAGUUCAUCAUGGAGGACCGAGACGGCUGCGAGUUCAGUCUUGUCCUUGGAGGCUACUAUCGACUGCUGACAGGUAACAACCUAAAUAUUCUGCGAGAACGGGAGCCCAACGACGAGGACAACUCGCCCGGCUUCCUCUCCCAACACACAGUGCUCCCCGCGGGAUGGAGCUACCUGCUCCCCUUCCACACGCGGGCGCACAGCGUCAACUUCCUUAUGGCGCCGCCCUACCACCCGCUGGUCCAGAGGCCGCAGCUCCAGCAGCAGACCUCCGCUCAGGCGCAACCCGCCUCGCUGCCCUACGCCAUGGAUCUGGACCUGCACAGCGUGAUGGCCACCGAGCUGCUGGAGGAGGCGGCCAAGGAUUCGGGGCUGAGCGACAGCAGUGGCAGCAACUACUGCGAGGGACGCAGUCACUCGGGCAGCCAUCAGCUGGAGGCCAAGAACGAGCAGGUGCUGCGGAGGGUGCAGGAGCUGCAGCACCUGGUUCAGACCUCCGAGCAGUAUCUGAGUGAGCAGGAGCAGGGAGGCGGAGGCGUUGGAGGAGGAGGAGGAGUGGCCAUGCUGGAGUUCGACUCGGAUUGCGAUAGUCUCAACAGCAGCAAGGUCUCCUCCACGGAGGAGUCGCAGGGCGGAGGGAUCUUGGGACCAGGAGUGACCAUACCACCAGGACAUCCCCUCAAGCACAGUGAUUCCCUGACGCUCCUGGCGGAGACCAUUAACCACGAGCUGAGUGGCAUAACCCAGGGAUUGAACGCCAUUCCAGAAACCGCACCCGUUUCCACAUCUGCUCCGGCCACUCCAGCCACUCCGAAGCGGAAACCCAGUCUGUGCAGCACCUCCAGUCCGCGACCGCAGAGGAAACUGAAUGGUUUCAGUCAGCUCCUGAGCGACCUGCAGGCCCUGGGCACCGAUUUCUCCCAGAGCGAGAGUGACUCGGAGUCGGUAGCCUCGCCUGCCCAGUCGCCCACGGCCAGGAGACCGCAGAUGAUGAUGCUCCAGGCGGCGGGAACGGGAGCAGGCUUGGGACCACCAGUCAAGCAGCAGCUCUCCCAGAGGAGCAGCUUCGGCCUGCACAGUCCCGACGGCACGCACUUCGGGGCGGAGACCAAGGACUACAACCUGCGGGAGUACCUGCAGCAGCUGAAGGAGAUCAGCAACGCGGCAGCGGCGGACACCGAUGUGGCUGCCCGCCAGCUGUCCGAGAUCUACGGCUUCGAGGUGAGGGAGGACACCUUCAUCGAGACCGACACGGACCUUAUAGAUCUACGUGCCAUUCCGCCACCCCAGACCCCCGAUGAGCUGGACUCGCUGUCCCUGAUGAACGCCGCCCCGCCCAAGGGCUUCGAGGGCAAGGCCGAGGAGCUGGACAGCUUCCUGCAGCAGAUAAUGGUGGCCCCGCCCACCCAGAAGGCCACGCCCGCCAAGGAGCUCACUCCCGAGGAGAUUAUGUCGUUUAUAAUACCACCACCCCCGAAUCUGGAGCAACAGCAGGUGACGGAGGCGCCACAGCCGGCGGAGGCGGAGUGCCUCUACAGCAACUCGGUGCAGGCCAAGAGGGAGUUCUUCCAGUCGGUGGCCAACGGCAACAGCGGUGCCCACUCACCGCAUGUCAUUGAGUACGCCACCGUGGAGCGGAAGAGCAAGUUCAGCUGCUGUCCCACCAGCAAGCGGGAGGAGCAGCCGGAGGAGGACGAGGUGCAACCACCUCCCAGGACGCCCACUUCCGAGCAGCUGUCCCCGCCGCCGGCGAGACCACCGAAGAGUGCCGAGUUACUGCAGCGCUACUCGCCCAAAAAGCAGGUGAGGAUUGCCCCCAGCCCGGUGAUGAUGCAGCCGCAGGAGAGCAGGAGGGAGCAGCUCUGUCCACCACAACUGCCGCCGAGGGGGAGCCCCACGCUGGACGGGAGUGUGCCUGGCAGUGCCGCAAACCUGGUGAGUGGUGGUCCCAAGAAACCCCCGCUGCCGCCCAUCGCCAGUCGCCCGCGUCCCUCGAACGGGGUGAAUGCCUCCCCAAACCCCUCGUCACCUGGAAGUGCACAACCUGCCCACCACUACUCACCACCCAUACCGGCCACCGUCCGCCUGCCCCAUCUGAACCAAGCCAACGGGACGGGAACCAUGCCCCUGCUCCCCAAGAAACCGCAGCAGCUGCAUGGCGAGAAGUUGUUCCUCAAGAACGGCCACCUGAUUGACGGCGAGGCGCUGCUGGCCAAGACGGAUGUGGCCAUGGCCGGGCUCCUAAUCAAGUUGGACCAGGUGGCCGCCCAGUGCUCGGUGGCCCAGGCGGCCGGGGGAGGCACCUCCAUCGACGAGGAGAAGUUCCAGCGUGCCCGCAACGAGCUGACCGAGCAGACCCUGGCCUUGGUGACAGCCAGCAAGUUCCUGGUGGCCUCCAUGUCGGACAUGACGUUGAUUACCCUGCCGGAACACCUCACCUCCUGCCUGACGGCCAUCAGGAGGAUCACCGAGCUGGCCCAGGACAUGACCAGGCACACCUCGGCCCCCCUGCAGACGCGGAACAUAGUGCUCAAAGUACACGAUGUGGCGAGCAGCUUCAGGGAGCUGGUGGGCGUUGAGAUCGGACCCAUUGGGGCGGGGCAGCUGGCCUUGCAGGCCGAGUGCCUGGCCAAUGUGCUGGCCACCCUGCUGCGGUCCCUGCGCGUCUUCUCCCCAUAACCCAGAGGGAUCGCAGGAGGCGCCAACGGAGAGGCUGUCGAGGCAAUCGAGGCACCCGCAGACAGAACCGAAAGUGACUCCAUACCGCUCGCUCGUCUGUCCAUGUGUAAAUCCCCCUGCACCACCUACGUCUAGAUGGAUCCCAACAUAUAUUUAUAUAUCCAAAAAUACAUCUUUCGAACUAAUUUACAGGUAAGGGGCCGCGUCAGAGAGUCGAUGGUCUGAUGGCUCCUUAGGCCUAGCCACGCUUAAUCCUCACGUGCGACUAGUGUCGAACCGGAAUGCGGAAGCUCAAACGAGGGGUUCGGUGGGGCUGUGGUGGGUGUGUUCAGGGAUCUAGGGGUAUAGUUUAUAGGACAAGACACAUAUCGCAGAAGUUUUCACGGGACUAAGACCUUUGUGCUACAUAUCUUAAAAUGCAUGUUCCUGGCCUAUUCAAAACCACUUUCGAAGAGUACAGCAUAUCAAUUUGUAUCCUUUAAAUCAAUGCUUUACGAUUCUUCUGAUUAAUCUAUAUUCGAAGUUGAAGGGUUUCCCAUUUUAUUUAAUAAAUAAUUGCAGAUCAUAGCUUGGCUUAGCUCAAUAUUAUCCCAAGUACCAUAUCGAAAAGUUUAUAUUUCUAUCCCUUGAACACACGCCGCCACACUGCCAGGAACUCUAUACAAAAUAUUUCUUAAAUAUAAAAAACGAUUAAAUAUUCUAAAAUAAAACAAAAAACUCUCUCAACUUACGCAUGCAACUAACUCGAAUUUCUAUGUAAUCUCCUGAAAAUCAACUAUUUUUAACUACAUUUACACAUAUAUUACUCUCGAACCCCAGUACUGCUCUGAGUACCCAACCCCAACCCAUCCCUCACCCGAAAAACAGGAAACCAAUUUAGUGGAACACCAUGACUUGAUUAUCUAGACCAAUUUAUAUGAGAACUAACGUGAAUAUGUUUAUUAAAUUAUGCUAUUAGUAUAUUUUCUUAUGUACAUAAUUUACACACAUACCUAAUACCAUAAAUAUACAAGUAUUAUACAUAAAUAUUAUAAUAAAAUUGACCAAACAAUAAUCAAAAUUUUAACUUGUGAUAUAAAAAAGGAAAAAGUAAAAGCAAAAAAAUGAGUUAUUGAAGAUAAACUUUUACAUUUUCUUUGUUUAACAAAUGUUUUAACAGGAUUAUUUGUUGGAGAGCGAUCAACUUUUUUGUUAUUGUUUACGUGUCAUACCUUUUGUUGUAGUUGUUGGCGAAGUACAAGAAUGCGCACUAAGUUGUAGCUUUAACUAAUUAUACAUAUUAUGAAUACAAUACGAUUAAACAUUAAUCAGCGGGGGCAGAAUCUCGAGAAUAUCCGUUUCAAAUAUAACUAAUCGAUACUUGUUUUCAGUUUGUUUGGAGAUUUCCGUUGAAGCAGGCACUCACAUAUGCAUAGUAACAUAACCACAUGAUAUAUACGUGCAAGAGUUAUACAAGUAUGAACUAAAGUAAUAAUACGCAUUAAGUAAACAUAAUCAAAUGUACAAUGUAAAACAAUGUAACUGUUUAUGACUUAACGAGAACAAAUUCGCAAUGCAUAUGAAAUUGUAUGGGAUAAAUUCAAUAAAUAAACCAAAGUAAAAUAAA
Drosophila biarmipes is the source of this 6686-nucleotide messenger RNA. RefSeq lists its product as uncharacterized. Gene Ontology annotation, biological process: signal transduction. The coding region runs from base 356 to 5080 and encodes 1574 amino acids. NCBI's taxonomy places the organism in Eukaryota, Metazoa, Arthropoda, Insecta, Diptera, Drosophilidae. Gene Ontology annotation, molecular function: protein binding. The record is from RefSeq and is a predicted model, not a curated record. The transcript is spliced from 10 exons. Gene Ontology annotation, cellular component: cytoskeleton.